CGAUCACUCUUAACAUUGUCUGUUUUAGCAUUUUCUUUUUAUUAUUAAUUUCUCUCUUUUUAUCAGGGAACUGAUGCAGUUGAAGGCCUUCAAUUAAAGGCAAAUGAGUUUGACUCGCAGAUCACUAAAGGAUUUUUUGGUAUGCCUAAUCUAAGAUUACUCAAAGUUAAAAGUCCAGAAUCUGGCAUCACUUUAUAUUGGGAACAAUCUCUUCAAGAGCGGGGUAUUUGUUUCGAAAACUUAGUAUGGUUUAAUUGGAAAGCAUUCCCCUAUGAAUCUAUACCAAGUAAUUUUCAUUUGGGGAACCUUGUUAUUCUUGACAUGCAAGAGAGCAAACUCAAAAAAGUUUGGUUGGAAACCAAGAAUCUCACAAAGUUGGAGGAUCUCAAUCUUAGUUAUUCUCGCAACCUAUCCUAUAUGCCGGAUUUCUCAGGGCUCCUGAAUCUUGUAAACUUGAAUCUAAGCCAAUGCAGCAGCCUCAAGAUUCUUCCAAACAGUCUUUCUUGCUGCUCAAAACUCGAAACUCUGAACGUAUGGAAUUGCCAGAAACUCGAAUCACUCCCAAUGCUUCCAUCAAAUUUGCGUUCUCUUGAUGCAUCCUAUUGCAAGAUAUUGAAAAGUUUACCAAAUCUGUCAAACUUGGAGCACCUAAUGAUGCUAGAUCUUUCAUAUUGUGAAAAGCUAACAAAAGUUGAUGGCUUGGAGGGUUUGAAGUCGGCAGAAACUAUAAAAUUAUGUAACUGCGUCAAACUGAAAAGUGAUAUCAAAAAGAAAAUCUCUCAGCACAUAUCUAAAGACCUUGAAAAUCAUAAGACCUGUGACAUCUUUUUUGGUGGGAAUGAGGUUCCGGUGUGGUUUGAGUUUCGAAGUGAGUCACAUUCAUUAUCUUGUCAGGUCACUGAACCUCUUAAAAUGGAGAUGCAAGGGUUGAUUUUAUGCAUUGUUUGUUCGGACGGCCGAGGAGAAGAAGGAUGGUUGUUACAGAACUUCAAAUUUGUUAAAGCAGUGGUUGAAGUUUCUAAUGAAUCAAAGAAUUUUACAUGGAGGCACGAAAGUGUAAUUUCACUUGACUAUGUAGAAACGACUACUUGGAUGAUCAAGAUACCGAUUUGUGUUUGGAAAGCUGAACAUGGAGAUACUAUCAAAAUUUCAGCCAAGAGAACCAUUUGCGUCGAUUAUAUGCCUGGGAGGGUCAUCAAACUUGGGGUGAAGAAAAUUGGGGUCCAUUUCAUCUAUGCUGCUGCAUCACAAGAAGGUGAGGAGGUGUCCGAAGAAAAUUCCAGAGCAUCCUUAAGCAUUUAAUGUUUUGGAUUCCUUCGAUCA
Messenger RNA from Telopea speciosissima, 1323 nucleotides. Its product is annotated as disease resistance protein LAZ5-like. The record is from RefSeq and is a predicted model, not a curated record. Gene Ontology annotation, molecular function: protein binding. Bases 142 to 1302 code for a protein of 386 amino acids. The transcript is spliced from 3 exons. Gene Ontology annotation, biological process: defense response. Lineage: Eukaryota; Viridiplantae; Streptophyta; Magnoliopsida; Proteales; Proteaceae.